AUGGCUGAUCAGUCCCAGAACCAGCCCACCACCGAAGCAAGCGCCUCAAGAGUCGUCGUCCCCCUGGAACUAUUCCUCGAGAUCGCAGACCGCUACGUCGAAUCCGCCUACGCCGAAGCAGAAACCGAAGCGCCCUCGACAUGGCACGUCGAAGGAUGCCCAGACGCCCUGGAUUCAAUCUACAUCACCGACAACCACGCCUUCGACUACGCCUCCCAGACGAAGCGCUGGCGCCUCGUCAGCGACCUCGCCAACCUCCGCAGCAAACACGUCUCGGACAUCGUCGACAAGACCUUUUGUAAGUUUCCGCGCCACCACCAUGUCCCGCGUCACCACCGCACCCCCGCGAACGCCGUAGACUGGUCCGCGAACGCCGCAAACUGGGCGCGCCCGAGAAAGCCCGGCAACAUCGUGUUCAGCAUUGACAUUGAUACCGAUCUCCUACCCAGACACGCCUACGUCCUCCCCGAAAUCGACAUCUUCGUCCUUGACUUCAAGGCCGCGGAUAGACAUAAUAACGCAGAUGGCGAGAACCCUGAACCCCUCGAGACCGCAAUCCUAACCCUCUCGUCGGAGUCUGCCGACGGACCAAUGCGCAUGAUCCGUAACGUCAGCAGCAGCUUGUCAAACCUAAUGACAGCAUCCAGCAAGCAAAUCCGCGCCCUCGCGGCCCUGCCCGAGCUGAGACGCGUGCAGACGUGGUGCGCGAUCCAGAGCCCCGUGCAGCCUGACAAGCCGCUGCACGAUCACCGGGCGAUUCUGCCUGUUGACCCUGCUAUCUUGCCUGACCUCGCUGCGGAGUUGGCGCUGAGCGAUACGCGGCUUUUGUUGUUGUGGGAGCCGUUGUUUGAUGCUGGGGUAGAGAUUACGAUCCAGCCGAGGUAUGCUAAGCGUGGGGAGAUUGAGCUCGUUCGUACGGAUGGGGGGCUGCGGACGAGGUUUGUUGAGGAGGAGUCGUCGACUAAAUCCAACGCCACAUUACUAAUCUCCUUCGUCAUCAUCUAUAACGCCUCUGAAAGAUAA
Colletotrichum godetiae is the source of this 1023-nucleotide messenger RNA. RefSeq lists its product as uncharacterized. The transcript is spliced from 2 exons. Lineage: Eukaryota; Fungi; Ascomycota; Sordariomycetes; Glomerellales; Glomerellaceae. Bases 1 to 1023 code for a protein of 340 amino acids. The record is from RefSeq and is a predicted model, not a curated record.